AAAAUACUCGCCGUCGGUGUUCUCUACACACACACACACAGAGAGAGAGAGAGAGAGAGAGAGAGAGAGAGGUGGGCCAUGGACACGUUCAUCGGGGGCCAUUCCUUUCUGGUAGCAGAGGUAGCAACGCAGGAAGCGAUGGCGGGGAAUGCCACGCCCACAUGCUCCUCCUUCUGCUGUUAACGGGAUGAGGUGACAUUUGUAGAGAUAUCUGCAAGAAAGGAAGGAGGGAUUGCCGAUUCCUAUCUCUCUCUCUCUCUCUCCCCUCGCUUCCCCUCAUCUCCUUCCCCCUUUUGGUGUUGUGUCUGCCCCUUUCAAUGUUUCGAUCCGCUGACCGGGACCCUUGGCGUCGUUUAGUUACCCUUUUCGUCUUGCUACUCUUCCUCUCCCGGGACUCUGUCGCCUUCGUCAUCCUCCAAGGGAGCUCCCUUUCUCUCUCCUUCGAGGACGUCCAAGCGAGAUUCGCUAUACCAGUUAACGGCUUCGGAAUUUGUGGAACAUUGCAUUUAGCAGAGCCGCUUGACGCUUGUAGCUCGCUUCUGAAUGGUCUGAACGUCAAUAUAUCCGAGGGGAUCAAAUUUGCACUGAUAAUCAGGGGGAGUUGCACGUUUGAGGAGAAAGUUAAAAAUGCUCAGGACGCAGGCUUUCGGGCAGCCAUUGUAUAUGAUAACAAGGAGACGGGUAGCUUGAUUUCAAUGAUUGGAAGUGCUCAAGGGAUACAAAUACAUGCCGUAUUUGUGUCAAAGGAAGCAGGGGAAACACUGAAGAAGUUUGCACAUGGCGGAGGUUGUGAAUGCUGUAUUAAUCCUACCUCAGACGAAGCAACCUGGACAGUCUUUGCAAUGUCCUUGUUCUCCAUUCUUGUUAUAGUAGCUGUUCUCUUUGUGUUUUUCUUUGCACGGAACCGUAGGAGGCUUCAGCACAUCAUUCCCCAAAGAACUCCUGAGAUAAACAGCCAGCUUUUGAAAAUUCUGCCUAGCUUCACUUUCAGUGCUGCAUCUAUGAAUGGCAAGUGUACUUCAGAGACAUGCUCCAUCUGCCUGGAAGAUUACAAGGCUGGUGAAACACUAAGAGCCCUGCCUUGCAACCAUGAGUUCCAUGCUAGUUGUAUCGAUUCAUGGUUGACUAAGUGGAGAACAUUUUGCCCAGUAUGCAAGCGAGAUAUGUUGCUUGGAAUGUCAAAUUGUCUAACAAGUGAGUCUACUCCAUUGUUGGGUAACUAGCUCUCACACAUUGUACAUUGUGUUGUAUCUGUGUCUGUCUUCUUCGCCUCCUGGUUCUGGAACUGUUCAUAUUCCUGCUCUGGCAUAUCCGGCUUCUAAAACUUCAUGGAGCUGCUUCUAUUUGCAAGUCAUUAUGCCAGAAUGAGUCCUUACAUGUAAGGUAUUUCUUUCAGUGCUUUCUGAGUAUAGAAUAAGGUGUGUCAUCAUCACUUUUUCCCUUUCCCUGCAUUUUCAAGAUGUAUAGCUCGGUCCAUGCAUGAUCCAUCUGUCCCAACUCUGGACUUGUACUAAAUGAUAACUUAAUACUUAGCUGGUUUAAGUAAACUUCUGACCAAUUUGUUUAUCAGUACUGGAGAUUACAUUGUAUUUCAUGGAUAUGAGGGCAGGACCAGGUGAAUGGCUACCAGGCAGCUGGUCAUAGCUUCGAACUGCAUUAUGGUCUCUUGUGAGGUUGUCGGCCAAGUUUGCCUCACUUAAGGUUUGUGGCGUUUGAAAGGACCUCGUUUUGAAGUUUUUCACAAUUGGAAGGGAAGGCAGGAGGCUAAACCGUUGUAGCCAGGUCUCCUACUGCAGUGAACUCUGUUGGUUGAAGAAAAAUAGGCAUCAAAUGGAUGGUGCCUUUUCAAAUGAAAAUUCAUGCAGUGGAUGGUGCCUUUGAAAGUGAAAAUUGGGACAGUUGUACCUAUUUUAGCUAACUGGUCAAGUCAGAUUAUUAAGAAAUUCCUAGAAUGGCACUUCGAUGGAAAAAAUUGGCUACCUUGGUUGUACAAAAUCUAGGAAUUCCUGGACUUAAAGACGAGGGAAACUAAGCCACUUGGUUGCACAAGAAUGUCGCCUCCGGUGCCAUGAGAUAUCUGUAAGUUUUGAUUUCAACAUUGGCCAUCGAACUUGAUAUUUGGUAGCACAAUGCUUUACCCUCUAGUGCCGUGCCGUGCCGUGAAACAUCUAUGAGUUUGUAUUUCAGCAUUCCAAUGGUGUAUUUCAGCAUUCCAAUGGUUACCGGAGACCACUACUAAAGGCUGGAAAUCAGAAGGGUUGGGCCUAUUGCAUGGUGGCCACUACAUCGUUGGAGGCAGAGUUCUGACUCCCAUGUUCAAGAAUGGAUGGUUGGGUCAUGGGUGCCCUUUUCUCAUCAUAAAAUAAGGUUUUUUUGAAAUGGUAUCUGCUUUAUGUACCAGAUUAACGAAGUAGUUUCUAUCUUAUGUGGUUUCAUAAACCAGUCUCUAGCUUUCAUACUAUCAGUCAGUGUUUGAUGCACGGUGUGAACAUGCAAAACAAGGUUCUCACCUACAACGUUUGAUGAGCAAAGAUAAAAUGUCCACGGAUAUUCUGUUUGUGUUUGAUGAAAUGAGCCCAAAAGUCUAUACUGUAGUAUUUCGUGUUGACUAUAUCUCAGUUGUAUUAUUAUAUGUAUUAUUGUUUAAAACAGAGACACUAUAUUAUCAUGUUAAUAGGUUAACUACUAUAAAAUUUUCAAUUAUUC
Nymphaea colorata (pocket water lily) is the source of this 2706-nucleotide messenger RNA. Its product is annotated as receptor homology region, transmembrane domain- and RING domain-containing protein 1. The coding region runs from base 318 to 1223 and encodes 301 amino acids. NCBI's taxonomy places the organism in Eukaryota, Viridiplantae, Streptophyta, Magnoliopsida, Nymphaeales, Nymphaeaceae. The record is from RefSeq and is a predicted model, not a curated record. The transcript is spliced from 4 exons.